CGUCGAGUCGGGCUCGGCCUGUCCGGGAGGCAGGCGGGCGUGAGCGAGCGGCGGCUUCGGCCUUGGCGGGUCCCGAUGGCCUCGGCUAGCAUCGAUAUCGAGGACGCGACUCAGCACCUGCGCGAUAUCCUCAAGCUGGACCGGCCCGGCGGGUCGGUGAAUGAAAACCAGAGAACAUCCAGUUCAUAUAAUGGUGACCUGAAUGGUCUUCUGGUGCCAGAUCCCACCGCAGCUGGAGACGGCUCGUCCUCCACUAAGCCUGUUCCACAAACUGUUCCUCUCGGAGCGCUACAAGACAAACAAGUUAUCUGCCUCUCUGGAGAUGAUAAUUCCACCUGUAUGGUGAUCCUUGCUAAAGAUGUUGAAAUAGUGGCCAGCAGUGAUUCCAGCAUCACCAGUAAAGCCAGGGGAAGCAAUAAGGUAAAAAUCCAGCCAGUGGCCAGAUACGACUGGGAGCAGAAAUAUUACUAUGGCAACCUCAUUGCUGUCUCAAAUGCCUAUCUGGCUUAUGCUAUUCGAGGUGCCAGCAGUGGCUCGGCCAUGGUGCGAGUCCUGAGUGUCAGCACGGCUGAGCGGACGCUUCUGAAAGGCUUCACUGGGGGCGUGGCAGAUCUGGCUUUUGCUCACCUCAACUCCAACCAGUUGGCCUGCCUGGAUGAAGCUGGCAACCUGUUUGUCUGGUGUCUGUCAAUGGAGAACGGAAAAAUCCAAGAAGAGAUCUUGGUGAAUAUCAAACGAUCUGAUGGGACUCCCCUGAACAACUUUCGGAGGAUAAUAUGGUGUCCCUUCAUCCCUGAUGAGAAUGAGGAGAGCUGCGAAGAAGGCAGCCAGACUCUGGCGUUGCUGCAUGAAGACAGAGCUGAAGUCUGUGACCUUGACAUAAUCCGAGCCAACCAUAGUUCAUGGCCAGUGGAAGUAACCAACAUCAAAGAAGGCUACAUUGUGGUGAAGGGUCAUAGCACGCGCCUGAGUGAGGGAGCACUUUCUCCUGAUGGGACUGUUUUGGCUACAGCAAGCCAUGAUGGCUACGUCAAAUUCUGGCAGAUUUACAUAGAGGGACAAGAUGAACCAAGUCGGUGCCUCCAUGAAUGGAAACCUCACGAGGGCAGGCCUCUUUCCUGUUUGCUCUUCUGUGACAACCAUAAGAAACAAGACCCAGAGGUUCCUUUUUGGAGGUUUCUCAUCACUGGAGCAGAUCAGAAUCAAGAGCUGAAAAUGUGGUGCACCGUCUCAUGGACCUGCCUCCAGACUAUUCAGUUUUCUCCAGAUAUAUUUAGCUCUGUGAGCGUCCCUCCCAGUCUGAAGGUCUGCCUGGAUCUGUCAGCCGAGUACCUAAUUUUGAGUGAUGUGCAAAGAAAGGUCUUAUACGUGAUGGAGCUUGUCCAGAACCAAGAAGAGGGCAAAGCUUAUUUCAGCUCCAUCUCAGAGUUCCUGUUGACUCACCCAGUCCUGAGCUUCGGCAUCCAAAUGGUCAGCCGCUGCCGACUGAGGCACACCGAAGUCCUCUCAGCAGAAGAGGAGAGUGAUGGCAUCAGUGCUGAAGGCGCUCAAGGUUCAGGUACUACAGGAUCGGCCGCAGGGGUGCUGAUCAAACUCUUCUGUGUCCACACCAAGGCCCUUCAGGAUGUACAGAUAAGGUUCCAGCCCCUCCAUAGUCCAGAUAUGGUCACUCCAGCCCCUCCCCAUGGUUCCCGUGAAGACUUUGCGUUCCCUGAUCACCUGGCCGACAUAGGCAUGGAAGGGCGGGGCUCUGAGAAGGGAUCCAUCCACGGCUCCCAGCCGGACUUGCGACGCAUUUCGGAACUGUCUGUGCCCGUCGACUUCCUCCCUCCAUCGAAUGACACCAAACCCAAACUUAUGACUCCAGACGCGUUCAUGACUCCCAGCACUUCUCUGCAGCAGAUCACGGGGUCUCCCGGAAGUAGCAUUAGUUCCCUCACUGCUGUGACGACCAUAAGUAGUACUUCGGUUGGCGACCCCCCCCUUCCCAGGCCAUCGGAGGACAUGUCCCUAAGCCCAAAGAUGCAGCUUGAUGCCAACCUCACCCUGAGUGGCAGCGGUGGGAGUCUCCAGGCGAGCCCACGGAAUCAUUCGGUCCUGCUCCCUGGCCUUCCCGACAAACUGACCCCAAAGGUCCCCAUUCCGGUUUCCCCGGGGAACCCUCCUCCUUUGGCCCUGGAGCAAGAGGAAGUGGAGCCUCUGGUGGUACCCCAGUCCUCGCCCACUCGUGAGCGCUCCCCAGAUGUCAUCUCUUCCGCCUCGACUGCCAUGUCCCAGGACAUCCCUGAAAUCGCCUCAGAGACCCUGCAGCGCAGCUUCAGCGCAGCCCCGUCUGGCCUCCCGGUAGAAAUUCUGGACUCCAACCAUCACACGGACAGCAUGGCUUCGGCGGCCUCCGCUCUCCACUUGCUUUCCCCACGCAACCGCCACAGCUCGGAGCCCAGCCAUCACUCCUUGGACAUGGCCCCCAACGAGGUGGACAUGCUGACCACCCCCUCACUGCUGGAGGCGGCCUUACCUCAGGAAAACGUGGCAUUGGAUAGUGGAGUGAGUCAGCCGUGGCCGGCUGCUCCUGACAUCACCAGGGAGACCAGGAACAGCAUGGCGGGCAGCCCCAGGAAUGAAGUGGAAGAGAAGCAUAAGAGCUCCUGUCACAGGCACACCUACCGCUUGCUGCAACAUGACAGCCAAGAUGCCAGCGCCGAGCAGAGCGACCACGAUGAUGAAGUUGCGAGCUUGGCUACCACUUCAGGCGGGUUCACAACCAAAGUGACUGCCCAGCGGCUGCCAGUCAAAGACUGGAAGGCCAAAGUUUCUCCUCGGGCCUCUCCAAAGCUGAAGCGGAAGGGGAAGAAAGACGACAGGGAUGCGCCACAGUCCCCAAGGUCCUUCGAUCAGCAGAGCGCUCCUGAAUACCAGGAGGAGCUGAUGUCUCUGCUCAGGACGCAGCAAAGGGAGAUCGCCGAACUGAGACAAAAUCAGACGGAGCUGAUGCAAAGGCUCGCCGAUCACCUGGAUGCCGUCCAGAGCUCGCUCAUGGGUCACAUCGAGCGGGUGAUCGACUCCCAGCAGGAGCAGGAGCAGCGGAGGCUGGAACAGGCUCUGGCGGAAGGGCAGCAGCGCAGUGGGCAGCUGCAGGAGCACCUCUCCCAGCAGCUCUCCCAGUCCCUCUCUACGGCUGCCUGCAAUCGGCUGGAGAGGACCAUCCGCGAGGAGAUGAAAAAGGCCGUCCCCCUGUGUGUAUCUAAGAGCUUGGAUCCCAUCACUGGACAGCUGAGCAGCACUAUUGCAAAUAAGCUAACAGCCAUCGAAGGAACUCUGAAGGAGAACAUUGCCAAACUGGUGAAAUCGAAGGAACCUUACGACCUCUUUUCUUCUUUUCCCCCUUUUUUGUCCAGCAUGCAAGAGUCCAUCUUGGCUCAGGUGCAGCGAGUCAUCAAGGGGGAGGUGAGCACGGCCAUGAAGGAGCAGCAGGCUGCGGUCACCUCCAGCAUCAUGCAGGCCAUGCGCUCCGCUGCAGGCACGCCCAUCCCUGCCACUCACCUAGACUUCCAGUCCCAGCAGGCUCACAUGCUGCAACUUUUGCAGCAGGGACACCUGAACCAAGCCUUCCAACAGGCUCUCACUGCAGCCGAUUUGAAUCUGGUCCUCUAUGUCUGUGAGACCGUUGAUCCUCAGCAAGUGUUUGGACAGGACCCUUGUCCUCUGUCCCAGCCUGUCCUCCUGUCUCUCAUUCAGCAGCUGUCUUCAGAUUUAGGCUCCCAGACAGAGCUCAAACUCAACUACCUGGAGGAGGCAGUGAUGCACCUCGACCACAGCGAUCCCAUCACCCGCGACCACAUGGGCUCGGUGAUGAACCAGGUGCGCCAGAAACUCUUCCAGUUCCUGCAGGUGGAGCCUCACAACAACGUGAGCAAGCCCGCACGUCGCCUGAUGAUCAUGCUGCAAGGCCUGGUCACCCACAACAUGUCCUAACAGGGCUCCGGCCACCCUGGCUCAACGGCGCCUCUCCGGGCUAACCCAAGGGCGGCGGCUUUUUACUUUUCUCCAUUCGGCCUUCCUCUUCCUCCUCCUCCUCCAAGAGCUCUUUGCCGACCCAACGUGGCCACGCCAAGAGGGGGCGGGAUGAACCCUAGCCCAGCCAGUUAGUUCCCCCUGCACUUCCAAAAACAACAGUACCCUUCCUUUCCGUGCAAGUCAACUUUUUGGCACUUGUGCAAGCAGAAACACGCAAAUCUCAGCUUUCCUCCGGCUUCGGAACUCAAGAGCCCCACUUCCCAAGCCUUUGAGAGUGGGCCGUGGGGAGGGGUCCCCUGCCCGGCAGGGAAGGAAGAGCAGGCCGUAGAAUCACGGUAGCCAUAGGGAGAGAUGCCAACCCUCCCCCUUGUACUGUGGGUGGCAGGAGCGGGGGGGGGGGGCGCGUGGGAAGAUUGCAAAGGCCCCCUUCGCCAUCCGGGGCGCGGGGUGGGAGGGGCACCCCGUGUGGUGGAGCAUGUUUACGGAUCAGACAGUUCCUUUUUAGUCGGAGGGGAGAUUGUGUUCACACCACAUCGUUGUUUUUUUUUCUCUUUUGUUUUUAUCUAGACUCUUUAACUCUUUCGUUUUUGAAUAACGUUUAAAGACAAGUUCAAUAAAUGACUUUUUUUGGAGGAAAAUAAAUAAAUAAAAGCUCUUUC
Messenger RNA from Pseudonaja textilis, 4676 nucleotides. The record is from RefSeq and is a predicted model, not a curated record. NCBI's taxonomy places the organism in Eukaryota, Metazoa, Chordata, Lepidosauria, Squamata, Elapidae.